AUGUCAGAAGUCAAAGUUUGUAAGAAACGCAGUGUUUUCUAUCAACGGCUUUAUGAAGAUCUGUGCGCACUUCUGAAGGGUACUCUUCCUGUUGGUUUCGUCACUUCCAAUCCUAAUAACACACUUAUUAGCAAAGUUCUUAACAAGGGUGACGUGUUCGUCUUCCCCAUUGGUCUCGUUCACUUUCAAUUCAAUAUCAGAAAAACAAAUGCUUUUGCCUUUGCUGGUUUGAGCAGCCAAAACCCCGGUGUCAUUACUAUUGCCAACGCUGUAUUUGGGUCAAAUCCUCCAAUUAAUCCAGAUUUUCUUGCCAAGGCUUUCAUGUUGGACGUAAAAGUGGUGAAAGAUCUCCAGGCAAAAUUCUAG
Pistacia vera is the source of this 366-nucleotide messenger RNA. RefSeq names its product germin-like protein subfamily 1 member 17. NCBI's taxonomy places the organism in Eukaryota, Viridiplantae, Streptophyta, Magnoliopsida, Sapindales, Anacardiaceae. Bases 1 to 366 code for a protein of 121 amino acids. The transcript is spliced from 2 exons. Gene Ontology annotation, cellular component: cell wall. Gene Ontology annotation, molecular function: manganese ion binding. The record is from RefSeq and is a predicted model, not a curated record.